Messenger RNA from Mya arenaria, 1365 nucleotides. RefSeq names its product 5-hydroxytryptamine receptor 1D-like. The record is from RefSeq and is a predicted model, not a curated record. Gene Ontology annotation, molecular function: G protein-coupled receptor activity. The coding region runs from base 1 to 1365 and encodes 454 amino acids. NCBI's taxonomy places the organism in Eukaryota, Metazoa, Mollusca, Bivalvia, Myida, Myidae. The transcript is spliced from 3 exons. Gene Ontology annotation, biological process: adenylate cyclase-activating adrenergic receptor signaling pathway. Gene Ontology annotation, cellular component: membrane.
AUGCUAUGGAAUAGUGCUAGAUUUCUCUACGAUUCUUACAGUCUCCAGACGACAUUCACGAUGAAUGGAACUAUCUGCAAUGGUACCUGCAAUACAGAAGCUAUCAAGGUUGAAAUCACCUUUAAUAAAAUACUAGUUGGUGUUUUAUUGUACAUCAUAGUCAUAAUCACUGUGAUUGGCAACAUUCUGGUAUUAUUGGCAAUAAAAAUUCGGAAGUGCCUACGUACAACAUUCAACUACUACAUCGUGAAUUUGGCAAUUACCGACGUCGCCGUUGCCGUCAGCGCCAUGAGCUUUAAAGCUACGCAGGCGUUCUAUGGGACGUAUUGGCCAUUCGGAGAGUUUAUGUGUGCAGUCUGGAUUUUCUUCGAUUAUGGGAUGACGUUUGUGUCCGUGUUCACUCUGAUCCUAAUAUCCCUUGACAGAUUCUGGUCCGUUACCUGGAUUCAACACUACAGACAACAUCAUAGCAAGAGGUUUUGCCUUCUGUCUGUUGUCACCGUGUGGUUGUUAAUGCUUGCGUUAUGGGUGCCGCCAUGGCUAUCGGAUAGAUUGAGACACAGCAAGCCGGGCGAAUGCUACUGGAACCCCGCUCUAAAUGUGGAAUUCGUUUUCAUUAUCGCUACUCUUGGACAUCAUGGACCAUUUCUCGUUUUGAUAUUCUGCUACUCCCGUGUGUACGCUUUCAUGAAGAGAAGAGGAGUUGGAUUGCUGAAAACGAAUAAGGUCAGGUCUUCAUCGAUUCGAAACAUAAAUAUGACUGAAAAGUUUUCAGAUACAUGUUAUGUGAACAGCGUUGUGCCAGAAGGCUCUCAGUGUAACACUGGUAAUCUAUCAGCACAGCAAGAACAACGGGCCUCGGGUAUGACAAAACAGGCUAGUACAAGCAAAGAUAAGUCUGGAAUAUUCAUUGUUGAGGCUUCUAACCUAUUAACGGUACCUAGCCAUUUCAAACAUUAUACUAACAUAACAAGCAACUGUGAAAGAAAGACAAACGAGUCAUUAAAAGGAGACGAACAUUCAGAACAUUUCCAAAGUGCUAGAACAACCUCGUUGUCAGUAGAUCCUAUCGACCAAAACUCUACACAGACAGUUUCAAGAAGAAUAAAACACAGGAAUGUUAAAGACAAAAGGGUAUUCAAAACACUAACUUACAUCGUAAUUGGAUACGUGAUUCUUUGGCUCCCCUUCCAUGUUGUGUUUGAUAUCAGCAUAGUGUACCCUGGACUGGUGCCGGAAGCUAUUAUCGAAACGGUAUUUUGGAUGACCUAUUUGAACUCUACACUCAAUCCGUUUCUGUAUAAUUUUAGCUGUCCCGUUUUCAAAGAGGCGUUUUAUAGUAUACUGUGUGUACGUCAUCGCUAG